Messenger RNA from Phytophthora infestans T30-4, 777 nucleotides. RefSeq lists its product as uncharacterized. NCBI's taxonomy places the organism in Eukaryota, Oomycota, Peronosporomycetes, Peronosporales, Peronosporaceae. The record is from RefSeq and is a predicted model, not a curated record. The transcript is spliced from 4 exons. The coding region runs from base 1 to 777 and encodes 258 amino acids.
AUGAAGCCUCCAAUGCGACCAAAGUCGGCCACUGCAGCAAGCCGACAGGUGAGUCGCCAUCGGAUGCAACUCGUCCAAGAAGCUGCAACACUUUUGAGCAACAAUCAGCUGGAAGAGGAUUCAGAAUUUAUCAGAGACCCGGAGUCGGUGUCAAUAUCGCACAAGGAGGAUAUGGUAAGACCUGGAGUGGUCUCAACUGCAGAGAGGCCAUCGAAUUACCGUAACCGGCCCUUUUCAGCGGCGUCUACGCCCUCAUCCUGCCCCAAAAGAGCGAAUAUGCUGACUACAUCGAACCAAUCUGCCGAAAUUUCGAGCAAUUUCGCGUUAGGAAAAGCGUUGAGUGGGUCGAAUAGACCCCAUUCAGCCGCUGCUAGCACUCGUUACCAGCCAUUCCGAACUCGUGAUAAAAGUUCUGCAUCCCUUGCUAGUUGCUUGUCAGUGGGAUCACGAACUACAAAUACGACGCGAAGUGACCGAUUACUGGCAUCGACACGCAACCACAGCGACAAUACUUUUGUGUACGCUGUCCCUCGUCACUUCUUGGAGCAUGGACUACCACACGAUCCUUACGACAUCGUUCCAGAAGCCUUAUUUGGAGGCGGUAGUAUCAGCCAGAUGCAGGACGCUCGUUGGGACUACUACACCAUCAGCCAAUCUGGCUACACGUUCCAUCUAAAGAGCGACGACUUUCAAUCGACUUUCCUCUCGCUGCGCGACUGGGAAGCUCAAAAGGCAAAUUUCACGAAACUUCGCAAUCUAUCGACAUUUUCAAGGUAA